Messenger RNA from Symphalangus syndactylus (siamang), 556 nucleotides. RefSeq names its product serine peptidase inhibitor Kazal type 4 (gene SPINK4). Lineage: Eukaryota; Metazoa; Chordata; Mammalia; Primates; Hylobatidae. Gene Ontology annotation, molecular function: serine-type endopeptidase inhibitor activity; protein binding. The record is from RefSeq and is a predicted model, not a curated record.
AUGGCCGUCCGCCAGUGGGUAAUAACCCUGGCCUUGGCUGCCCUCCUUGUUGUGGACAGGGAAGUGCCAGUGGCAGCAGGAAAGCUCCCUUUCUCAAGAAUGCCCAUCUGUGAACACAUGGUAGAGUCUCCAACCUGUUCCCAGACGUCCAAUCUGGUCUGCGGCACUGAUGGGCUCACAUAUACGAAUGAAUGCCAGCUCUGCUUGGCCCGGAUAAAAACCAAACAGAACAUCCAGAUCAUGAAAGAUGGCAAAUUCUGAUCCCACAGGAGCACCUCAAGCCAUGAAGUGUCAGGCUGGAGAACAGUGGUGGGCAUGGAGAGGAUAUGACAUGAAAUAAAAGAUCCAGCCCAACUAAGUGAAGUGGUCAGUGUCUCUGGGGACACUGGUUGCAGAGGGGAUAUAGGAGGUGAAUCUUGCAUUGUCACCUCUACUCUGAAUUUGAUGUCCAGCUUCUCUCCGUCCCUCUGGUGCUCCUUAACCCUGUCACAUGUCCCCUCAGAGGUCCCAGUUAUCUUCGCCUGCCUGAGAGGCCAGUCCCUGACCCCAGGAUGCU